Messenger RNA from Ficedula albicollis (Collared flycatcher), 8134 nucleotides. It is a transcript of the gene PIKFYVE, whose product is annotated as phosphoinositide kinase, FYVE-type zinc finger containing. The record is from RefSeq and is a predicted model, not a curated record. Gene Ontology annotation, biological process: phosphatidylinositol metabolic process; intracellular signal transduction. Bases 650 to 7003 code for a protein of 2117 amino acids. NCBI's taxonomy places the organism in Eukaryota, Metazoa, Chordata, Aves, Passeriformes, Muscicapidae. Gene Ontology annotation, molecular function: metal ion binding; ATP binding; 1-phosphatidylinositol-3-phosphate 5-kinase activity. The transcript is spliced from 43 exons.
GUCGCCUUCACCGCGGGGAGAGCAGAGCGGCUGUGUCCCGCGCAGAGGUCGGGAGCGUGUGCCACGCAGUUCUGUUGGAGUUGCGGGUGUUUUCGCAGCCGGGCUGUGUUAUCCGGGUGCCCGCCGCGGUGUCUGUAAGGAGUGGCCGUACCCUGUGGCGCUGAUAGCGGAGGUCAGUGCUGUGGGACGCGGGAUCCCGGCGCUGCUCGGUGUGCAGCAGUCCGUGUGAGGCUCCCUGCACUCCGUGUGUUAUCGGGGAUGAGUUGAGGGUUGCUGAAGCUGCAGCUUCGAGUGGGCUUAGAUACAUUCCCUGGGACUAUUGGUGAGAAGCGUGCUCUGGUUUUCUGCUUGUUCGCCGGUCAUGUGAAUAGCAAAAGAAAGCUAACAGAGCUGGAGGUGCUUACUGUACUGAGCAACAAGCAGAAGUCCACUGAGAGGUCACGUGAAUGACUUGCAGAUACCAUCUUUUCAGCAUUCUUUGUAGGAAUAGUCAAACCUUGCCACGUGAGCUGCCUGCAGCUUGUUAGCACUUUGAGUGUCACUUGCUGAUCACGUUGAUUUUCACUGGACUGCACAGAUUUCUCUUAGUGUGACUUCUUGGAACUUGGAAGGAAAUAUUCUAGUUAGCAAUAUAUGCCUGGCACCUGAAAUGGCUGCAGAUGACAAACGCUCUCCCACACUGGACUCUACCAGUGAUCUACCUCGUUCUCCCAGCAGUCCAUCUCAUCUCACUCACUUCAAACCCCUGACUCCUGACCAGGAUGAGCCUCCUUUUAAAUCAGCUUACAGUUCUUUUGUAAAUCUCUUCCGUUUCAGCAAAGAUGAUGGCAGGCUUUCAUCCCCAGCAGAGAGAGCAGAGGCAGGACAGAGUGAUCCACAAGCACUGAGUAGUGGCUGGGGCAGUCCUCAGCAUCCCACAAGGGCUCAGUCUCUGAGAUCACCAAUUCCUUACAAGAAACAACUGACUGGUGAGCUGCAAAGAAGAUCUUCUGCAACUCUGGACAAUCGAAGGAAAGUAGAACCACCUCUUGGAGGUCAUGAUCCUCGAACUGCAGUUCAGUUAAGAAGCCUCAGCACCGUUUUAAAACGCCUCAAAGAAAUCAUGGAGGGGAAGAGCCAGGACAGUGACUUGAAGCAGUACUGGAUGCCUGACAGCCAGUGCAAAGAAUGUUAUGACUGUAGCGAGAAAUUCACCACCUUCCGGAGGAGGCACCACUGUCGGCUUUGUGGGCAGAUCUUUUGUAGUCGAUGCUGCAAUCAGGAAAUCCCUGGAAAGUUCAUGGGCUACACAGGGGAUCUCCGAGCCUGCACGUACUGCCGUAAAAUAGCCUUAAGCUACGCGCACUCCACAGACAGUAACUCCAUUGGAGAAGACCUAAACGCCCUGUCGGAUUCUGCGUGCUCUGUGUCCGUGCUGGAUCCUGGCGAGCCGCGCACGCCGGUUGGCAGCCGCAAAGCCAGCCGCAAUAUCUUCCUGGAGGAGGACCUGACCUGGCAAAGUUUGAUUCACCCAGACUCUUCAGCUGCCACAUUGUCUGCACGCCUUGUGUCUGUCCAGGAGGAUGCAGGGAAGUCACCAGCUAGAAACAGGUCAGCCAGCAUCACAAACCUGUCUCUGGAUCGGUCAGGGUCACCCAUGGUGCCUGCCUACGAGACGUCGGUCAGCCCCCAGGCCACUCGCACACACAUGAAGGCAGAGACCAGCGAGGAUGAGCGCAAAAUCCUUCUGGACUCAGUCCAGCUAAAAGAUCUGUGGAAGAAAAUCUGCCAUCAUAACAGUGGUAUGGAAUUUCAAGACCAUCGCUACUGGCUGCGGACACAUCCCAACUGCAUUGUGGGAAAAGAGCUGGUCAACUGGCUCAUGAGAAAUGGGCACAUAACCACGAGGGUCCAGGCCAUUGCAAUAGGACAGGCACUGGUUGAUGGACGUUGGCUGGAAUGUGUCAGUCAUCAUGAUCAGCUCUUCAGAGAUGAGUAUGCUCUCUACAAACCCUUGCAGAGCACAGAGUUCUCAGAAACCCCAUCUCCAGACAGUGACUCUGUGAACUCUGUAGAGGGCCACUCCGAGCCAUCCUGGUUCAAAGACAUCAAGUUUGAUGACAGUGACACAGAGCAGAUUGCUGAUGAAGGGGAGGACAACUCAGCCAACUCCGCCAGCCCUAGCAAGCGCACUUCAGUCAGCAGCUUCCAGUCCACAAUGGACAGUGAUUCGGCCGCCUCCAUCAGCCUGAACGUGGAGCUGGACAACGUGAACUUCCAUAUCAAGAAGCACUCCAAGUACCCACAUGUGCCCCCUCACCCUGCCGACCAAAAAGAGUACUUGAAUCCUGAAAACGGAGGGCAGCAGAUGUUCUCUAUAAGUGACGCUUUUAUUAAAGAGUCGUUAUUCAACAGGAGGGUGGAGGAGAAGUCCAAAGAACUCUUAUUUACACCCCUAGGCUGGCACCAUAGCAAUCUGGAUCUGCUGAGAGAAGAGAAUGGGGAGAAACAAGCCAUGGAAAGGCUGCUGUCUGCUAAUCACAACCACAUGAUGGCACUGCUGCAGCAGCUUCUAUACAAUGAGUCCCUGUCACUGUCUUGGAGGGAUAUUAUUGUACCUGUGGUCUGUCAGGUAGUUCAAACAGUACGGCCAGAUGUCAAGAAGAGAGAUGAUGACAUGGAUAUCCGCCAGUUUGUCCACAUCAAAAAAAUCCCUGGUGGAAAGAAAUUUGACUCCAUGGUGGUGAAUGGAUUUGUUUGCACUAAGAAUGUUGCACACAAGAAGAUGAACUCUUGCAUAAAAAAUCCCAGAAUUCUUCUGCUAAAAUGCUCAAUUGAGUACCUCUAUCGAGAAGAAACAAAGUUUACCUGCAUAGAGCCUAUAGUACUUCAGGAAAGGGAGUUCUUGAAGAACUACGUACAGCGGAUAGUUGAUGUCCAGCCCAAUUUGGUCCUUGUUGAGAAGACUGUGUCCAGAAUUGCCCAGGACAUGCUCUUAGAGCAUGGUAUCACCCUGGUCAUCAAUGUCAAGCCGCAAGUGUUAGACCGGGUGAGUCGAAUGACCCAGGGAGACUUGGUGAUGUCAAUGGAUCAACUGUUGACCAAACCACAGUUGGGGACCUGUCAUAAAUUUUAUAUGCAAGUUUUUCAGUUGCCCAAUGAUCAGACAAAACCCCUGAUGUUCUUUGAAGGCUGUCCCCAGCACCUGGGUUGCACUAUCAAGUUGUGUGGUGCUGCAGAGUACGAGCUGGCUCGUGUGAAGGAGAUCCUGAUCUUCAUGGUCUGUGUGGCUUAUCAUUCCCAGCUGGAAAUCUCAUUUCUUAUGGAUGAGUUUGCCAUGCCCCCUACUCUCACCAAAAACACUUCCUUUCACUCCCUUAUUGAGGAGCCAGGAGAUGAAAAUGAACAACAGAACCUCUUCAAUGGUGAGGACUUCAGCACAGCAGUCAAAGAUGCAGAACUAUCCUCUGAAAAGCUGCCUGUAAUCUCUGAAUCAGUGUCCUCUGAUGAGGUCAGUUUGCCUGAGCCAAGAGGUGUGUUUGACAGAGGUGACCAAGAGAACAGUCAGUUGGAAACGGUGUCCUCCAAGCAGCAAGAGCACCACAAAGUGGAGUCACCAUAUGCAGUGUUCAGCUCUGUACCUCAUGCAAUACCUGAAACAUCCCCACUUCCCCUCCAUGGCAUGGACGAGCACUUGGCCACUCUGGAUAACCAGGCAUUAGAGCCUCCUCAACAGGCAGAUGAUUUACAGGAAUCCAAGAGUCAGAUGAGAGUCUUCAGAGACCCUCUCCAGGAUGAUACUGGUUUAUAUGUCACAGAAGAGGUAACUUCAUCUGAGGAUCGUCUCAAAACUUACUCUGCAGCAUUUAAGCAGGAGUUGAAAGAUGUCAUUCUCUGCAUUUCUCCAGUACUGAUGUUCCGUGAACCAUUUCUUUUGACUGAAAAAGGCAUGAGGUGCCCUGCCCGGGAAUACUUCCCUGAGCAAGUUUAUUGGUCUCCUCUCCUCAAUAAGGAAUACAAGGAGUUGGAGAGCAGAAGGAAGAAGCAGUUGUUGCGGGAUCUCUCUGGACUACAGGGGAGGAAUGGGAGUAUCCAAGCCAAGGCUGUCCAAAUCUUACCUUCUCAUGAGUUGGUUAAUACUAGGAUAGCAGAACAUCUACGUGAUAGCCAGAGCUUAGCCAGAAUGCUGGCUGACUACCGGGCCAGGGGAGGGAGGAUACUGCAGAAAAGCACAGAUCCUUUUGCCCAAAAUAAGGAUGUGUCUAGUGUCCCUCCUGGAAGAACUGGGAGCAGAACUGAAGAGGAGGAGAAGGGACUGGCUCAGAGUGAAUCCUCAUGGUCUCAUAAGGUGGAUUGCCUGAGUCCGGUAAACCAUCAGAGGCUCUGUGUUCUCUUCAGCAGCUCUUCUGCUCAGUCCAGCAAUGCUCCAAGUGCCUGUGUUAGCCCCUGGAUUGUGACCAUGGAGUUCUAUGGGAAAAAUGACCUAACUCUAGGGAUUUUUCUGGAGCGCUACUGUUUCAGGCCUUCCUACCAAUGCCCCAGCAUGUUCUGUGAAACACCAAUGGUGCACCACAUUCGUCGCUUUGUUCACGGGCAAGGCUGUGUGCAGAUUGUGUUAAAGGAGCUGGACUCUCCUGUCCCUGGCUACCAGCACACCAUCCUUACUUACUCCUGGUGCAGACUGUGCAAACAGGUGACACCAGUUGUUCCCCUUUCCAAUGACUCUUGGUCUAUGUCUUUUGCAAAAUACCUUGAGCUGAGAUUCUAUGGGUACCAGUACACUCGAAGGGCCAACGCAGAGCCUUGUGGGCAUUCCAUUCACCAUGACUAUCACCAGUAUUUUUCUUAUAAUCAGAUGGUGGCAUCUUUCAGCUACUCUCCAAUCCGGCUGCUGGAAGUGUGUGUCCCACUCCCCAAGAUCUACAUCAAACGACAGGCUCCAUUGAAAGUUACUAUUUUGCAGGAUCUCAAGGAUUUCUCACAAAAGGUGUCACAAGUGUAUCUUGCUGUGGAUGAUCGCCUUGCUUCUCUGAAAACGGAUACUUUCAGCAAAACGAGGGAAGAGAAGAUGGAAGACCUCUUUGCCCAAAAGGAGAUGGAAGAAGGAGAGUUUCGAAACUGGACUGAGAAAAUCCAAGCAAGGCUGCUUUCAUCAUCACUGGACACCCCUCAACAGCUGCAAUCUGUUUUUGAGUCUCUGAUAGCUAAAAAGCAAGGACUUUGUGAGAUGCUACAAGCCUGGAAUAAUAGAUUACAGGAUCUCUUCCAACAAGAGAAAGGGAGAAAACGUCCGUCAGUGCCACCCAGCCCUGGGAGACUGAGGCAAGGUGAAGAAAGCAAGAUCAGUAGCAUGGAUGCUUCCCCACGCAAUGCUUCUCCAGCACUGCAAAAUGGAGAAAAAGAGGAUCGUUUCCUGACGACUUUAUCAAGUCAGGGCUCCACAGGUUCCACCCAUCUGCAGCUGCCCACCUCUCCAGAGGUUGCAUCGGAGCAUAUGACUGGUGCCAGCACACUCUCUGAACAGGACACAACAAGCAGCUCAGAAGAUGUGUUUGAUGGACACUCACUGGGAUCUACAGACAGCCAAGUGAAGGAGAAGUCUACUAUGAAAGCCAUUUUGGCUAACUUUCUGCCUGGAAACAACUAUAACCCCAUUCCCUUUCCCUUUGACCCAGAUAAGCACUACUUAAUGUACGAACAUGAACGUGUACCUAUUGCAGUCUGUGAGAAAGAACCAAGCUCCAUCAUAGCCUUUGCUCUCAGUUGCAAGGAGUACAGAAAUGCCCUGGAUGAGUUGUCCAAAGCAUCUCUGAAGAACAGUUCUGAAGAAGGACUACAACCAAACAGUAUGUCAGACAGCAAACCCAAGAGCAGCAGCCCUGUCCGCCUGCCUGAGGCUAACGUGUGUCCACUUCGCAAUGCAGAGCCAGAGCAGCCCAAGAAGCCAUCUGGUGUUUUGUCUUUCUUCCGUGGCACGGGAGGGAAGAGCCCAGACCUGUCUUCCCAGAAGAAAGAGACCUUACGUGGUGCUGACAGUGCUUACUACCAGGUUGGACAGAUGGGCAAAGAGGGAGCAGAAAACCAAGGAGCAGAGGCUCAAGAUGAUGGAGAUGGAGGAGAUGGACAGAAGAAACAGGUGGUGAAUCCCCAUGUGGAACUCCAGUUCUCAGAUGCCAAUGCCAAGUUCUACUGCCGGAUUUAUUAUGCUGGAGAGUUUCACAGGAUGCGUGAAGUGAUCCUGGGGAGCAGUGAAGAGGAUUUCAUCCGAUCCCUCUCUCACUCCAUGCCCUGGCAGGCACGAGGGGGCAAAUCUGGAGCUGCGUUCUAUGUGACUGAGGAUGAUAGAUUCAUCUUGAAGCAAAUGCCUCGUCUGGAAGUCCAGUCAUUCCUUGACUUUGCUCCACACUACUUCACUUACAUCACUAAUGCAGUUCAGCAGAAGAAGCCCACAGCACUGGCUAAAAUCCUUGGGGUAUAUCGAAUUGGUUACAAGAACUCUCAAAACAACACUGAAAAGAAACUGGAUCUACUUGUCAUGGAAAACCUUUUCUAUGGCAGGAAAAUGGCUCAGGUGUUUGACCUGAAGGGCUCCCUCCGGAACAGAAAUGUUAAAACAGACACAGGCAAGGAAACUUGUGAUGUAGUCCUGCUGGAUGAGAACCUUCUGAAGAUGGUUCGGGACAAUCCUUUGUACAUCCGUUCCCAUUGCAAAGCUGUGCUGAAAGCCUCCAUACACAGUGAUUCCCAGUUCCUCUCCAGCCAUCUCAUCAUUGACUAUUCCCUGCUGGUGGGUCGUGAUGAUACCAACAAUGAGCUGGUUGUUGGGAUCAUUGACUAUAUUCGUACUUUUACCUGGGACAAAAAGCUUGAAAUGGUGGUGAAGUCAACUGGCAUAUUGGGAGGACAAGGCAAGAUGCCCACUGUGGUCUCUCCAGAGCUGUACCGGACCAGGUUUUGUGAAGCUAUGGACAAGUAUUUCCUGAUGGUGCCAGACCAUUGGACAGGACUAGGCCUGAAUUGCUGAGCUAAACUCCAUAUUGGGAAAACACAAGAGGACAAUGAGAUUAUAGGCAACUGUCUUCCAGUUGUCUGUCCAGCAGCAAGCAAGAGGAUUGCAGUUCCAUGUCCACACUGACCAUGUGCAUCAUCUUGCAGAGGGUGAAAUCUGCUUGCACUUUAAUCCCGUCUUGGAGGAUAACAAGCAAACCUGCCUCAGUAAGGAUCUUAACUGUAAGGUUCCACUGAACAGCAUUGAGAAAUGACAUCCCUCCUGUCACUAGGGAAGGUGAUCCUUGUAAGUACUGAACUGAGAUUCUCUCCAGAUCCUGAUGGUGAAGAAGUACGUGAUCUCUGGAAGUCUUGCACUGCCGAAAUGAUGUUGAAUGUGCACAGCUCAUGUUCCUGUAGUGGAUACUUGGUACUGAAAAAUGUGAAAUAAACCCCCCAAACCUGGAUGGGGGAGAGAAGAAUGAAGUUAAUUAAUGAGUUCUGCUAUUGUUGCAGUGGUCUGUAAUUGACCUAUUUAGAAUCCAUUAAUAACUUGUGCUGUUUAUGCUCCAUAGUUUUAAUUCUUACUGGAUUCUGUAAACAGUAUUUUUUUAAGGCAGCUCCACAUCUAGAAUGCCCUUUGACUCCAUCUUUUAAAUUGUGUUACUGCAGUACAGCUCUGGUUUAUCUGUCAUAAUUGCAUUUUAGCUGAAUCUCAUAAAAAUGGGUUGUCAGUCAUCAGUAUACUGCAAAACUCAAAACAUAUCCCUUCACUCCUAAACAGUACUUUGGUCUGAAUGUUGCUCAGAUUUCUGGAAACAGGUAACUAACAUACCCUUUAAUUUAACAAGACUUGAUUAAUUAUAGUUAUGAAGCAGAUUAACCCUUUCCUUAGUAAAGGCAGUAAGUUGCUAGACAAAGUGAAGCAUAAUGCUUUAGUGGCAGCUAUCUCCUUACUGCAACCAUCAUUCUGGCAGAUCACUUCCAAUCCAUUUCAGUUUCCCCUUACUUUCAAGCAAUGCAAUUACCUCAUGGUGAAAUUUUGCCAGGAGAAUGUUUUUCUUGCAUUCAUGACAUGAUUUUUUUGUGACAGAGAUGAAUGUAGUUGUUGUUUUUUGUAAAAUGGAAAACCUGAACUAAUAGGUAUCUCGUAUGAUGGAGAUGUGGG